ACAUCUUAUUCCAUCUCACAUCCCGUCACUUCGUAUACUGCACCGCUUCGAGUCACACCGAGGACGUUCAACACCCAGCCACGAUCCGAGUCCUCAAAUAACUUACGACUGUGCUCGUGGCCGUCGCCUCCUCAUCAUAUGUGAUGGUUGAUGAGGCAACCGUACAGACUCUAUCCGUCUUUUGUGACCACACCUGCUCGUACACCAUUGCCCCCGCCAGCUAUGGCCGCGGCACACAUCUCCUUCUAAAUGGGUUUCCGAACUCCUCGUACGACUGGCGUCAUACUAUCAAGGAGCUCACAGCCGAGGGCUUUGGGGUUGUUGCGCCGGAUCUCCUGGGCUAUGGGGCUAAUUCCAAGCCUACUGCAGUGGAAGAGUGCACACAGGAGGAAGCCAGCGGCCCCAUUGUGGAAAUCCUGCAGCACGAAGGCAUUUCGGCGUGGUGAGUGUGGGCUAUGAUUGGUAUGUCUUCCACCACAACAGUACACAAUUGGGGAUCUAACAUAGAGCAGAGGCGCGGGACUUCUCAGCGCCGUGUGGUACUGCUAUUCAGAUCUUUCCAAGAGCCUGUAU
Messenger RNA from Paraphaeosphaeria sporulosa, 573 nucleotides. RefSeq lists its product as uncharacterized. The record is from RefSeq and is a predicted model, not a curated record. Gene Ontology annotation, molecular function: hydrolase activity. Lineage: Eukaryota; Fungi; Ascomycota; Dothideomycetes; Pleosporales; Didymosphaeriaceae. Bases 144 to 446 code for a protein of 100 amino acids. The transcript has a single exon.